Messenger RNA from Urocitellus parryii (Arctic ground squirrel), 852 nucleotides. The record is from RefSeq and is a predicted model, not a curated record. NCBI's taxonomy places the organism in Eukaryota, Metazoa, Chordata, Mammalia, Rodentia, Sciuridae.
AUGGCCCUUGCUAGGAUCAUGCUUCUCAUCUUCUGGAUCUCUACAGAACCCUGCCUCUGGACCCCCACAUACUCCUUCAUCAGUCAGCUGUCUCUCAUGGAUCUCCUGUACAUCUCUGUGACUGUGCCCAAGAUGCUGGUGGGCCAGGUCAUGGGAGACCAUACAAUCUCCCCUGAAGGCUGUGGGAUCCAGAUGUUCUUCUACCUGACCCUGGCAGGGGCUGAGAUUUUCCUUCUGUCAGUCAUGGCCUAUGACCAGUAUGCUGCCAUCUGCAGACCUCAUUACCCACUGCUGAUGACCCAGAGGGUCUGCUGGCUGCUGGUGUCCGGCUGAUGGCUCCUGGGAGCACUUGACGGCUUGCUGCUCACACCCAUCACCAUGAGCUACCCCUUCUAAUCCAGGAAGAUCCUGAGCUUCUUCUGCCAGGCCCCUGCCCUGCUGAGGCUCUCCUGUUUGGACAUCUCCCUCUACAAGAUGAUCAUGUACCUGUGCUGCAUCCUCAUUCUCCUUGUGCCCACCGUGGUCAUCUCCAGCUCCUACAUCCUCAUCCUGCUCCUCAUCCACAGGUCCAGCUCAGCUGAGGGCUGCAGGAAGGCGCUGGCCACCUGCUCUUCCCACAUGAUAGAGGUGCUACUCUUCUUUGGUGCUGCCAUCUGUACUUACAUGCUCCCCGGCUCCUACCACACAGUACAGCAGGAUGUGAUGGUGUCCGCCUUCUACACCAUCCUCACCCCUGAGUUGAACCCCCUCAUCCACAGCCUGUGCAACAGAGAUGUCACUGUGGCUCUGAGAAUCCUGCUACAGUCAAGGAGGCUCUUCCUGAGGGUCCUGAGAGGGAGCACCUGGGAGUGA